Uloborus diversus is the source of this 1596-nucleotide messenger RNA. It is a transcript of the gene ais, whose product is annotated as probable ATP-dependent RNA helicase DDX52. Lineage: Eukaryota; Metazoa; Arthropoda; Arachnida; Araneae; Uloboridae. Gene Ontology annotation, biological process: maturation of SSU-rRNA. The record is from RefSeq and is a predicted model, not a curated record. Gene Ontology annotation, molecular function: ATP binding; RNA helicase activity; nucleic acid binding. The coding region runs from base 65 to 1528 and encodes 487 amino acids. The transcript has 12 exons.
UUAUUUCUGUCUUUUUUUAGAAACUAGUGAUGUGUCUGAUUUGGAGGAAAUAAAAGAAACUACCAUGAAAACGAAAAGAGAGAAGAAGCGGCUGUCAGCAAUGCAUCAAUUUAAAAUUCGACAAGAAGAGGUUCGCCAUUUGCGUAGGGUCCACAAAAUAUAUGUUGAAGGCAGUGAUAUUCCUGAUCCUUUGGAAAAGUUUGAACAAUUAACAGUUGAUUUCAAUGUGAUGCCUUGUGUUCUGGAAAACAUACAGAAAAUGGGAUAUACCACACCAACUGCGAUUCAGAUGCAAGCUAUACCUUUAAUGCUACAUAAUCGUCAAAUUCUUGCAUGUGCUCCUACUGGAUCUGGGAAAACCGCAGCUUUUCUUAUUCCACUGAUACAUAACCUAAAGGGUCCUGAGAAAGGAGGCUUACGUGCAGUUGUAAUUGCACCUACUAGAGAGCUUGCCAAGCAAAUCCAUUCUUUUGCUGUACGCUUGUCAGAGGGGACUGAGUUGCGUACUCUGAUAAUAGAUGAUGUAAAUGCCACAAAAGAAAAUCCAAAAAUUUUUAAAAAGCACGAUAUUUUGAUAUCAACACCAAACAGGCUAAUUUACUUGCUUAAGAAUGAUCCUCCUUUAAUUAAUUUGAACAGAGUUCAGUGGCUUAUUGUUGAUGAAUGUGAUAAAUUGUUUGAAGUUGGGAAGCAAGGAUUUAGAGAUCAACUAGCUGUGAUUUAUAAUGCUUGUGAUUCAGCGGCAUUGAAAAGAGCUAUGUUUAGUGCAACAUUUAGCUAUGAAGUUGAAGAGUGGUGCAAGCUUACCCUUGACAGUUUAGUAUCUGUUUCCAUUGGAACCAGAAAUACUGCAGUAGAAACUAUAAAGCAAGAACUUGUCUUUGUCGGGUGUGAAGGUGGAAAAUUGCUCGCUCUAAGAAAUUUGAUAAAUGAGGGUUUUAUGCCACCGAUGAUGGUAUUCGUUCAAAGCAGAGAAAGAGCACGAGAACUGUUUUCUGAAUUGGUUUACGACAACAUAAAAGUUAAAGUCAUUCAUUCAGAAAUGAAGCAAGCUGAAAGAGACACUGUUGUACAACAAUUCAUCGAUGGGAAAACUUGGAUUUUGAUCUGCACUGAACUGAUGGGAAGAGGCAUAGAUUUCAAAGGAGUCAAUAUUGUGAUAAAUUACGAUUUUCCACCCACAGCCAUUUCAUACAUUCAUAGAAUAGGUCGCACAGGAAGAGCUGGAGAAGAAGGCAGAGCAAUCACAUAUUUCACAAGUGAUGAUCUCCCUAAUUUAAGAAGCAUUGCCCAAGUGAUGAAGAAUGCUGGAUGUGAAGUUCCAGAUUACAUCAUGAAACUCAAGAAAGCGCCCAAGAAAAACAAAGGAGAAAUAGUACGUCCCAUUAAAAGAGAAAAAAUUUCAAAUGUUCCUUCCUAUCAGCUACAGAAAGAAGCCAAAAAAAGAAAAAUGAUUCAGAAUUCCAUAAAAAAGAAAUUUAAAAAGAAAGAGAAAAAAUCUGACAUCAAAGAAACAAAAUUAAGUUAGUUAUAUAUAUAUAUAUAACUAAUGUCAUGUGCAUAUAUUUUUGUAUAGAAUAAAAAAUAUAUUUUACU